UUAUUUUCAAUCUUCUGAUGAGUUGAAUUCAAUUGAACAAGAAAUUAUAAGCGCUGGCACUCAAAAUAAUCGUUCGAUACGAGUCUGAUGAUAUUCUUCGAGCGUCCAGCCAUCCAUAGGCAUCCUCGGUAUCAUCAAAAUAACAAGCCGUUAUUCUUCAGCCGCACCUAAAAACGUUUCUCAUUACUUCCAUCGUUCCCGCCAAAAAUAACAGAAAUCAAGAUUCAAGAACGUUCCUAACAACCAACCCCAAAACCGUUAGGCUCUUCGUUUCCCGAUACCACGCGCCUCCCUAACCACUUUCUUUCACUCAGCCCGUUCUCUGUAAAUACCCACCCCCUCUACUCUUUCACGGUCUAUCUCGUUCUCUCAUUUCUUAACCUUUUCCAGAAUCCAAAUAACUCCUCCGAAAUGGCGUUUAUUUCUUUGAAUCUCAUGAUCUUCCUCGCUCUCUCUUUCCUCUCCCUCUCCCACUCUACUCUCGACCCAACUCUCACCUUCACCACCGCCGCUACCACCCCUCUACUACCACCACCACCAUUCUUCACGAUCUCACAAACGGUACAACCAUCUCAAGAUCUUCCGGACCACGCGAUCUUCUCCCAUACUUCACUCCUUGCACCAAUCCUCUCUCACCUCGGCUUCAACGACCUAGCCACAGCCGUUCCUUCUCUCUUCAGUGACUCAGCCAUCUCCACCGCAUGGUCCGGUCCUUACACUAUCUUUGCUCCCUCCGAUUCCUCGGUUCGUACAUGCAUUUCUUGCUCCAUCCCUUCCCUCCUCCGUGAACACAUGGUUCCCGGCCUCUUCACCACCGAUUACCUCCGAAAACUCAACUUUGGUUCCAAAAUCGAAACUCUCAGUCCUGGUCGUUGCAUAACCGUAACCUUCACCGCCAACAACCAGGAAAACUUCACCAUUCACAAAGUCUUCAUUGGCGGAGUUGAAAUCACUCAUCCAGAUCUCUUCAACAACGGCCUAAUCAUAAUCCAUGGCCUCCAAGGCUACAUCUCACCUCUCUCGCCUUUCUCAUGUGACCUUGAACGGAUGACGUCACUCUCUUUCCCGUUCCACUACGAUCGUAGCCACAAUAACCAACUUUCUCAGCAACAAAAUGCCGUUCUGAUGCGAAUCAUGCUUCGAGACGCCAUCGUACGGCUGAGAAACAAUGGCUUCUCCGUUCUCUCACUCGCUAUGAAAAUCAAGUACGCUGAACUAGUUCCUCUCAACAACGUCACGAUCUUCGCUGUUGAUGACGUGUCAAUCUUCUCCGGUUCGCAUUCUUACAUCAACAAUGUAAGGUAUCAUAUCGUGCCGAACCAGUUUUUGACUAUUACGGAUCUGGAGGGACUUCCAAUGGGGACCACGUUGACGACAUUGGAUAGAGGUCAGAGUUUGGUGGUGACGACAGCGGGAGGAGGGAUUCUAAAGAAUCAAAUGAGGAUCAACUAUGUGAUGAUUAAGGUUGCCGAUUUGAUAAGGAACUUGAAAGUUAUAGUGCAUAGCAUUUACUUGCCAUUUCCUCAUGUUCAUCCUAUGGCAGCCCCGGUGAGUAAAGCGUUUUUAGGUGGUAGACAUCAGAUGUCGGCGGUGGGGGGAAUAGAUUGCAAAACUCUGGAUGAGCAAUGUGGUUAUGGUCUUAUGGAUUGAGCCAGGUAAAUCACGCCACAACUCAGGUCAAGCCUCAUAUGCCGUUUUUUGAAGAUCACCAUGGCCUUUGAAGGAUUUUGAAUUGAAAAUCACCAUGCCUUCUGUUUCCUGGCUUUGGUUCACUAUUAGCCUGUGUUUAGUCAAAUGAGUCAAAGUUCGUUAAGUCUGCAGAGUUUUUUUUUUUUUAUUAAAAAAAUUCGU
Molecule: messenger RNA, 1851 nt
Organism: Durio zibethinus
Lineage: Eukaryota; Viridiplantae; Streptophyta; Magnoliopsida; Malvales; Malvaceae
Source: RefSeq, a predicted model, not a curated record